Molecule: messenger RNA, 2109 nt
Organism: Closterium sp. Naga37s-1
Lineage: Eukaryota; Viridiplantae; Streptophyta; Zygnematophyceae; Desmidiales; Closteriaceae
Source: the annotation of a GenBank genome assembly
AUGAGCGACAGCCAGCAACCCACGCUUCCAGUGCCCGCAGCUGACGUGGCGCGUCCGUCACGUGGCAUUCAGGAUGCUGCUGUGCUCGCGAGCCCCGCCACAGCAGCUGCAAGCCACAGCGACACGGGGAGGCAGGGGAGCGGCGGAUCUUCCUCGUGUGGCGCCGCAGCAGCAGCAGCGGGUUCGGAUAAGAGCAGGGCGUCGAAUCUAGCGGGCGCCACGGCAUCUGAGCAUUUUAGUAGAAGCAGCACGAGAAGCGCGCACGCGGAUCAGCGGCCGCUCGCCGCUGCUGCUGCGCCGUGCGACGCGGAGCCCAAUGCUAGUACCACUGGGCAGCAGCGCGCCGAGCUCGCGAGCCAGAUUGACCUGGGAUCGCCGCAAAGCACCAAUUGCGGCGGCAGCGCAUCGACGGCGAGCGCGGGUGCUGGCUCCAGGAGGAACUGUGUGGCGCAAGAGGUGGAAACAGGCAGCGGCGCGGCUUGUAUCUGCCGCGCCAGUCGUCGUCGGCGGAAGUGCGCCCUUCCGCUUACAUCCGCGGACGAGGUGACGGGGUCCGACUAUUGCUACGCCAGCCACGUGGGAUUCUUCGACGCGCCCCCCUCGUGCGUCUGCGCGAGCGCGGAUUCCGCGGGCGGAAUCGAGCGCGCGCAGCGGUGGGAGCGGUGGAUGGACGGCGCGAGCCUCGUGGCGCACAUCACGCCGUUCGCCAUCGUCGGGGUGCGUGUCACCCCCCGCGCGCGCGCACUCUCCCCAACCGCUCCCUCCCGCAUCAACUCCCACCACGCAUCCACGCCCCUGCGAAACUCUUCCGUUCCCCCUCUAAUCCCCUUCAGCCCUACCCUGUAUCCUUCCUCCCGCUCCCCCCGCUCCCCUCCGCGCGCGCAGGUGUGCAUUCAGUUUCUAUUGGACGAGCUAUUCGGGCCGAACGUGGCGCACGUGACGGACGACGCGCUGACGGUCUUCGUCGACCUGCCGGCCAACAUGCUCGGCGCGUUCCUGCUCGGCCUCUCCGCCGUCGCGCUCCUCCCCGCGCUGCUCGCGCGCUCACGCCACCUCGCCAUCGCUGUCGUCGUCGGGCUGUGCGGCAGCAUAUCAACGUUCGCCACGUGGAACCAGCGCAUGGUCUCCAUCGCCACCGCGGGGCUGUGGGCGCGCGCCGCCUUCGGGUACUUCACCGGCUCCGCGCUCCCCCUCGUCGCGCUCGUCGCGGGCGUCGACGCGGGGACGGCCAUCCGCCAGUCCUCCGCCUUCGCGGGCGCCCCCCACGCGUCCUCCCUCCUGCCCUCCACGCUUCCAAGCACAAAGGUCCCCGCGCCUGCUCCGCCAACGGUUCCCCCACACCAUCGCCGCCACAUGCUCCCCAUGCUGCUGCUCUCCGCCGCCUUGCUGCUGCUGGCGGGAAUCUGCGCGCUGCUGCUCCCCCCCACCGCGCACAAGUGGCGCAUGCUGGCUUGCGCCUGCCUCCUCGCCCCCCUGGGCACGCACCUCCGCUUCCUCCUCCUGUGCUUCAACCGGGGUCCUUUCCCCCUCCGCCUCCCCUUUCUCCCCUGCGCCCGCUCCUCCCAUUCCGCGUCGGAAACGGCCCUGCUGCCGGAGGACGGUGCGGGCGCGGGCGCGUGGGAGUGGAUGCCGUGGGGCACGUGGAUGGCGAACGUGGGGGCGGCGGCAGUGGAAGCCGCCAUCUCCAUCCUCUUCCUCAAGGUGCGCCCCUCCCGCCCCUCCCUUGCACACCCCUCUCUGCCCCACCCACCUCUGCACCCCUCCCCACAUCAUCCACACCACUCUUGCCACCCCCUCACUCUCCCCAUCCUCGUCCUCCUUCGCUCCCCUGCCUUCCCCGUCUCCACCCCUCUUCAGUACCAGAGCACGACAAGCGAGGUGGCAGUGGGGGCGAUGCAGCUGGGCUUUCUGGCGUGUCUCAGCACCGUGUCAAUGCCGUCCCUAGAGGCCCUCUACCUGCAUUACACGCUGCGCUCGCCAGCCAAGGCCUACGCCUAUGCGCUGCUCACCAUCCUGCCCUCCUUUGCCCUCGGCCUGCUACUCUACUCGCUGCCCUGCUGGCUCAACGGCUAUGACUCCCUCUACAAUCACGUCGGCACCUCCCUGUAA